Messenger RNA from Hydractinia symbiolongicarpus, 588 nucleotides. RefSeq lists its product as uncharacterized. Gene Ontology annotation, biological process: DNA integration. Bases 1 to 588 code for a protein of 195 amino acids. The record is from RefSeq and is a predicted model, not a curated record. The transcript has a single exon. Gene Ontology annotation, molecular function: nucleic acid binding. Lineage: Eukaryota; Metazoa; Cnidaria; Hydrozoa; Anthoathecata; Hydractiniidae.
AUGGUUGACAAUGGAGGGGAGUUCGAUAACAGUGAAUUCAUUGAUUUUUGUGAAAAAUUUAACAUUAGGGUUUUAACCACUGCUGCAGAGAGUCCAUGGAGUAACGGAAUAGUUGAAAGGCAUAAUGCUAUCAUUGGAGAGACUGUUCGAAAAAUUAUGAAUGAUCAAAACUGUGAGUUAGAAGUGGCUUUAAGUUGGGCAAUUAGUGCAAAGAACUCACUUGCAAAUUACAAUGGCUACAGUCCAAACCAAUUACUUUUUGGCAAGAACCCUAAUAUACCAUGCAUAUUGACAAAUAAGCCACCUGCAAUGGAAAGUAAAACUGCUAGUCAAGUAGUAGCGAAAAAUUUAAAUGCUAUGCAUGCAGCAAGACGGGCAUAUAUCGAAAACGAGUCAUCAGAAAAGAUACGACGAGCUUUGAGACAUCAAAUUAGACCUUCUGGAAAUGUGAAAUACAUAAAUGGUGAUAAAGUCUAUUAUCGGAGAAAAGACGACAAACAUUGGCAUGGCCCAGGUACAGUUAUAGGUUUUGAAAGUCAGCAAGUUUUGGUAAAACAUGGAAGUCGAUACAUUCGUGUGCAUCCAUGA